UUAAUAAUAAAUAAAAUUAUUAGAAAUGUCAGAUGUUAUUGAAGAAAGUAUUGUACAAAUUUUAGAUGGUAAAUUUCUUGAUGAUAGUGAUGAUCUUUGUGACUUUACAUUAUCAGAACAAAAUGAAGCAAUAGAAUCAAGAGGUAUUCAACCAUCAGCAAGUUCAAGUUACGUUCCAAUAUGUCAAAAAACAGUGACAUAUAUUGUUGCAGCAGUAUUGAUUAAUGAAGAUAAUGAAAUUCUCAUGAUACAAGAAUCAAAAUCAUCAUGUAAUGGUAAAUGGUAUUUACCUGCUGGACGUGUUGAACCAAAUGAAAAUUUAAUUGAUGCUGUUAAAAGAGAAGUACUUGAAGAAACUGGUUUAUUUAUGGAAGCUAAAACUUUGAUUAUGGUUGAAUGUGCAAGUGGAUCAUGGUUUAGAUUUGUCAUGACUGGUAAUGUUAUUGGUGGUAAAUUAAAAACAAUUGAACAAGCUGAUGAUGAAUCAUUACAAGCAAGUUGGAUUAAAAAUAUUGAACAGCUUGAACUUAGAUCAUCUGAUAUAUUACCACUUAUACAACGUUGUAAAGAUUAUAAAAAUAAUCAAGCUGAUUCAUGGCAUUUGUCAUUAUUGCCAUCAGUCAAAAGUAGAAGUAAACUUUAUCUACGACUUGUUACUUGUAUCAAAAAAAAAUCAACAAAUCGUAUGCAUGUUUUGGUGUCAGAGAAAACAACACUUCAUCUGCCAAUUUGUGAAAUAAAUCCUAGUAGAAAUUUACAUUCUACACUUCAUAAAUUUAUGGUGGAAAUAUUUGGUGAAGAUGUUGCACAACAUAGACCACAUGGUUUAUUGUCUGUUGAAUUUAGUGAUGGUGAUGGUGGUGAUGGAGUUUGUUUUACUCUACUUGUUUCAUUCAGACCACCACUUGAAGAUGUACCAAUUAAAGGAAAAUACAUUUGGCAUGAACUCACACAAAAUAAUGCUGAUUUAAUAUCAUCACGUUUACCAAAAAACAUGACUAUUCCUCUAAAUGUUGUACGUUAA
Messenger RNA from Aphidius gifuensis, 1024 nucleotides. Its product is annotated as 8-oxo-dGDP phosphatase NUDT18. The record is from RefSeq and is a predicted model, not a curated record. The coding region runs from base 26 to 1024 and encodes 332 amino acids. Gene Ontology annotation, molecular function: 8-oxo-GDP phosphatase activity; magnesium ion binding; 8-oxo-dGDP phosphatase activity. Lineage: Eukaryota; Metazoa; Arthropoda; Insecta; Hymenoptera; Braconidae. The transcript is spliced from 4 exons.